AUCGCAGCUCGCAUGGGGGAGUCUAUCCCGCUGGCCGCCCCGGUCCCGGUGGAACAGGCGGUGCUGGAGACGUUCUUCUCUCACCUGGGUAUCUUCUCUUACGACAAGGCCAAGGACAAUGUGGACAAGGAGCGAGAAGCCAACAAGAGCGCGGGGGGCAGCUGGCUGUCGCUGCUGGCGGCCUUGGCCCACCUGGCCGCGGCCGAGAAGGUCUAUCACAGCCUCACCUACCUGGGGCAAAAACUAGGGGGCCAGUCCUUCUUCAGCAGGAAGGAUUCCAUCCGCACCAUCUACACUUCCCUGCACAACGAGCUGAAGAAGGUGGCGACUGGCCGCGGUGCACUAGGUGGGACCGCCCCUCACGUGGAAGAACUGCUUUCCCACCUGUCAGAGCAGCUCUGCUUCUUCGUUCAGGCCCGGAUGGAGAUCGCAGACUUCUACGAGAAGAUGUACACCCUCAGCCCGCAGAAGUUCCUCAAUGCUGAAGAGCUCGUUGGCCUCUUGGACACCAUCCUCAGGAAGUACAGCUCCAGAUUUCACCACCCCAUCCUCAGUCCUUUGGAAAGCAGUUUCCAGCUGGAAGUCGACGUCCUGAGUCAUCUCCUGAAGGCCCAGGCUCAGGUCUCCGAGUGGAAGUUCCUCCCGUCUCUGGUGAACUUGCACAGUGCUCACACCAAGCUGCAGACUUGGGGCCAGAUCUUUGAAAAGCAGCGGGAGACCAAGAAACAUCUGUUUGGAGGGCAGUCUCAGAAGGCCGUUCAGCCCCCACACCUUUUCCUUUGGCUGAUGAAACUCAAAAACAUGCUUCUUGCCAAGUUUAGCUUUUACUUUCACGAGGCAUUGAGCCGACAAACGACUCCUUCAGAAAUGAAAACGUUGACUGCAAAAGCCAACCCAGACUUCUUUGGGAAGAUUUCCAGCUUCAUCAGGAAGUAUGAUGCUGCCAAUGUGUCCUUAAUCUUUGACAACCGAGGUUCCGAGAGCUUUCAGGGUCACGGCUAUCACCACCCCCAUUCCUACAGAGAGGCCCCUAAGGGUGUGGACCAGUAUCCAGCUGUGGUGUCUCUGCCCAGCGACAGGCCGGUCAUGCACUGGCCCAAUGUCAUCAUGAUCAUGACAGACCGCAUGUCCGACCUGAACAGCUUGGAGAAAGUGGUCCACUUCUAUGAUGACAAAGUUCAGAGCACCUACUUCCUAACCCGCCCAGAACCUCACUUUACCAUUGUUGUCAUCUUUGAGUCAAAGAAAUCUGAAAGAGACUCCCACUUUAUUUCCUUCCUCAAUGAGCUCUCACUUGCCCUUAAGAACCCCAAAGUUUUUGCAAGUCUGAAACCUGGCUCCAAAGGCUAGCAGGUGAUUUGUGGGAAAGGUUUUCAAGACUGGAAAUUGUGUUCUUACUUGCUCUGAUGAUCUACUGUGGUCUAUGAUUAGAGUUUCCAUUUAUUCAUGCUUCUCCCAGAGCUAAAUUAGAGACAGAUCCUCCCUAAUUGUGUCGCACACUUUAUAAGCAAUUAAGGCCAAUUGAAUUAAGUAUCCAAAGAGUAAUCUAGGAAGUGAUCAUGACUACUGUGUAUAACCAUGGUACAGCGAAGUACUUUCAGUACUUUCUCCUAUUUUCCUGUAUUUCACGUAGACUGAAUAUUUAUUAGCCUUUGAUUUUUCUUUCCACAUGUUUUAUAUUGUUCUAAACUUUCUGUUUUAAUGCAAUUCCAAAUGCUUUCUCCUUUCCCUUCCUUCCGGGAUGAGUAAUUGGGAUAAGAUAUUAAAUGGCCUUUUCAGAAUCAAGGACUGUACGUUUUCUAUCUCAUAAAUUAGCAAAGUUAACAUAAAAUUAUUUUAUGAUUCUCAUCAACAAAUUAAUAUUUUGGAUGCCAAAGCUAGUGUCUUGGUGAAAAAUAGCCAUCAGUUAUUGAAAUUAAAGGUGAACCAGAGUGGUCCCAUAACAUCAGGUGUUUAACAGUUCAGAAGAUCUGUAGAAACUUUAAUAGUCAUGCGCUCUUUUUUGGGAUGAUCUACACACCUAACUGCAUUUCUUCUUACCCUUGAAAAGUUUGAAUUUUUCAUUCUGUUUGAAAGUUAGCAGAAGCCAUUAUGUGGGGUUUCUUCAUUCUUCAGUAUAUUAUCUGCUUGGCUUUCUGUUUAUCACCUUUCUGCUGAAAGGCAUGUUCAUGUUUGACUCCACUCUCUGCUUCCUCUUCGGCUGGAAAAGCAUGUAGUCUUAGUUUUUCGUCCAUUUUUAGACAUUCAUGCAACUCAGCCUGCUUUUAUAAUGUCAAAAUGUUGGUCUUGAUACCUUGUGCUUGCUAAAAAUCAGUUGUGUGUGCCAAAGACCUCUUCAUAGUUGAAUAAUCAGAUGAGUACUUAAGCACAUCAGAACUUGAGUUUCAUGCCUGUCUCCUCCAAAUUAUUUUUAGAAGCGGUGAUGUCUCUUAACACAUGCUGCCUUCACACUUUCCUUCCGCAGGUGUUCCUGGGGUAGUAGAUGGACCCCUAAAGGUAUAAUGGGCCGUGGAGGACUUCACUUCUAGGUUAUUGAUUACGAAUAAAAAUAAGCCACAAAGAGUAAUUGAGUUGUUACUAUCUGAUAGUUCCUUCAAAACUUGUGUGUGACAUAAUCGGAUCAGUCCUGUUUCUCACGAUGGCACGGAGCCACGGUUUUACUGGGCCGCCACAGCAGGCAAGCUGGCAACAUGGGCAGAGCCACUCCCAGUCUGUGCCAGGAGGCCAGCCCACCUUGGUUGGGACUACCUGGUGGAAGGACCUACUGGCCCAUUUCCUUUCCUUUUCCUUUUCCUUUCCUUUCCUUCUCUUUUCUUUCUUUUCUUUUUUCUUCUCUUUUUUCUUUCUUUUCUUUUGCUUUUUUCAAAAUAAAAGUCCUACGAUUUAUAAAAAGCCAGUUUGCUUUAAAUAGAAAGCAGCGAUUGACUCCUGCACUUUAUUCACUCUGGUCAUAUAAAAAUCCGAACAACACUGAACUUUUAUAAAAAAACUGGAAAGAAUUAGAACUAAAAAUUCAAAUCAUUUUUCUUCCCUUUUGUAUUUUUCCGGGAAAGUGAAAAAUAUUCCUUGGUGUUCACGUAUUUUUUUUUUUUCUAGAAAACAAUCACCAUUAGCCUUAAUGAAAUGAUCCCCAUGUACCUAAAGAAAUAUGCUUCAGUGGAACUUGGAGAAGAGUGUAAAUAAAACAGACAAUAUGAUAUUUAAAUAACCAGUCCUUGCCUGGGAAAUGUAUAUUUCCUAUGUAUUUGAAAUGUAUAUUUAUUUUUAAACAUAUUUUGGUUCAAGCCAAGAAACAAAGUGAUUCUACUCUGAGACUUGUCCUCUUAAAUCAGUAAUGAGAUGAUCUGUAAAGUCUGUGUUUUGGUAUAGGGAAGAGUAAAUCCGCAUAUUCUCUGAGGACUGUUUACUUGGAAAUUGUUUCUGGGGUGCCUGGGUGGCUCAGUUGGUUGAGAGUCUGACUUUGGCUCAGGUGGUGAUCUCACAGUUCGUGAGAUCCAGCCGCAUGUCAGGCUCUGUGCUGACAGCUCAGAGCCUGGAGCCUGCUUCGGGUUCUGUGUCUCCCUCUCUCUCUGCCCCUCCCCCCUGCUCAAAAAUAAACAUUAAAAAAAAAUUAAAUUGUUUCUAAACCACAACUUGAUCAGUUUUUAUGCAUAACCAGGAGUGUGGUCAACACUUACUGAGUUUGCCAACAAGCCCAUCAAGGAGUGUUCAUUUUUCGAUGUUGUUUGGACACAGGGUGAACAUUCACAGCUUUGUCCUCUUGGGUCCAACCUGGUAUCUGACUAUAUCAGUUCAGGGUUUUAGGGAGUGUGUGAAAAUACAGCCAUUGCCCCUUAUAAACAGCUUUGCUUACCUCGGUCUCAUUUAUCCAUGGUCACCCGAGGUCUGGAAGCUGAAAGCCAAUUCCUCCUCCUGACGAAUCAUCAGGAAGUCAGUAGCAGCCUACUGCUACCUCACAAAGCCUGUGUCAUUCACCUCACUUUAUCUCAUGGCGUCAGUAUCGUAUCAUCUCCCAUCAUCAGAGAAGGGUGAGGACAGCACAAUCAGAUUUUUAGAGACAGAGCCCACAUUCACAUAACUUGCAUUACAGUACAAUGUUAUAACUGCUCUAUUUUAUUACUGGUGUUAAUUUCUUACUGCGCCAACUUGUAAAUUAAACUUUAUCAUAAGUAUGUAUGUAUAGAGAAAACCAUAGUAUAUACAGAGCUUGGUACUGUAUACAGUUUCAGGUGUCUGUUGGGUGUCUUCAGCGUACUUCUUGCAGAUAAGGGGGACUACUGCACAGCUUCUUAACUAAGGAUUCAAUACUCCCGAUAUUGCUUUGUAUAUUUCAACACAUUGUAGAAAAUUCACUUACAAGAAAGAAAACGGUUGGUAACUCACCACACUCCCGUAGAGUCACUCAUAUGAUCUGUAAAAUGCAUCCACCUUUUGAUCGAGCAGCAAACUUGGCUUUUGUUUUUUCUUUCUUUUUUUUGCUUGUCGGCCUCUGGGCUUACUUCCUUAUCUGUAAAAUGGGGAUAAGAACAUAUGGGCUGCCUUUUUCAAAGGAUAUAUAAGAAUGGAAUGACAUCAUGCAUGUAAAAAAGGCUUUGGAGCUUACUUGGGUUUGAAAGCUGUAUAAAUAAAAGACGGACCAUUCUUUCCUUAAACUCA
Molecule: messenger RNA, 4656 nt
Organism: Acinonyx jubatus (cheetah)
Lineage: Eukaryota; Metazoa; Chordata; Mammalia; Carnivora; Felidae
Gene: KICS2
Product: KICSTOR subunit 2
Exons: 3
Coding region: 13-1350 (445 amino acids)
Biological process (GO): cellular response to glucose starvation; protein localization to lysosome; negative regulation of TORC1 signaling
Cellular component (GO): KICSTOR complex
Source: RefSeq, a predicted model, not a curated record